AUGCCCAUCCCCUUUGCCGGAGCGCCUGCGUUCCGAUUCACCUCCAAGGUCACUCUCUCUAAUGUGGGGCCCAGGCCGCUCAGGAAAUGGGCGCUGUCGUUUGGGUAUGUGAAUCAGGAGGCAAUUGGGGAGGUGGACGGGGCGGUUGUUCCUGCGGGCGUGCAGCUGCCAGUAGCAGGUGAGCUCAUAGCGAGUACAUUCAUACAUACUCAGAGGAAAUGGGCGCUCUCGUUUGGGUAUGUGAAUCAGGAGGCGAUUGGGGAGGUGGACGGGGCGGUUGUUCCUGCGGGCAUGCAGCUGCCAGUAGCAGGCAACGGUCUCGAGCUCUCUAGUCCGCCAGGGGCCGCAUUCCUGCUCACAGCCGUCCAAUCAGGGGGCGACAAGCGGCGCUACCAGCACGUGGUACAGCUGGCGGGCACGGAGGUCGCUGCCACGUCAGCAGCAGCCGCACUGCCCAGGACCAUCUCCCUAGAUGCUACUGGGUUUACCUGCAGCGACAAACCCAUGCUCUCAGGUCGCAAUGACACCCUCCGCGUUUGCUGCGCUUCUACUGGCCCUUCCCAGGAGACGCAAGUGGCGCCACUGCCACUACCAACGCUACCCAUAUCCAGCCAGGGGCUGCAAAUCCAGUGGGACGUGCUGAGUGCAAAUUCAUCACAAUACACUGUGGCGGUGCGAGUGAGCAACACACAGCGCUACACUGCAGUCAGCAGCGACCCCGGGUGGUCCCUGCAGUGGGCAUGGCAGAUGGGCGAAAUGAUCCUCGAGUGCGAUGGCUGCCAGACGCUAAGGCAAGGAGACUGCAUCACAUGCCCGGCGUGCAUUGACAAAUCAUCCAUCACCAACCCCUACUCCUGCGAUUCCAUCCCAACCAUCGUUGAUGGAUCCCCCCUGAACGGAUCCCUGUCAGCAGCAGCAUAUGACAACUCGUCCUCCUCCACGACCUUCACCAUGCUUCUGGCCAAGGCGCAGCAGUACUGGGACCCUUCGCUGCUCACCUUCCCUGCCAACUUCACGGCACAAGUGUCAAACCAGUCGCAGGGAUUUGCGUGCGACCCCCCUGCUGCUCUCUCCCCUGCGGCGCUUGAGACCGUGGUGGGCGGCAGACAAACCAUGAACGCCAAAGCCUCUUAUGUCGUGACAUGUGGCACGGUGGCGGGAAGCGGGCCCCUUCCAACGUGCUCUGUUUCAGCCUCUGCCUUCUUCAACUCAUCGCUCGCCCCCAGCCCCUCCUGCGCCUGCGGCUGCUCCUCCUCCAACACCAGCCAGGGCGGCGGCCAAUGCGAUGCCACCACGUCAGCAAGCACGGAUCCCGCUGCGACCGUGCUAUUGGGCGAGGACCUGGCAGGGCUGGUGGUGCCGGGGCAGAGUCCUGGCGGGUCUGGUGGUGCUGGGGCAGGGCGAGGGGGUGAGUGGAUGGAGAAAAAGGAUGAUGGUAUGAGUGGAGGAGAGGGGGCGGGGGGAAGAGUGGAAGAGGGGAAGAGGGCAAUGAAGACCUGGGGAGGCUGGUGGUACUGGGGCAGUCAGGGGGUGAGUACUUGGAAGAAUAGGAAGAUGGUAUUUGGUAAAGGAGAGGGGAAGAGGGGAGUGAGGACCUGGUAG
Closterium sp. Naga37s-1 is the source of this 1602-nucleotide messenger RNA. NCBI's taxonomy places the organism in Eukaryota, Viridiplantae, Streptophyta, Zygnematophyceae, Desmidiales, Closteriaceae. The record is from the annotation of a GenBank genome assembly.